Messenger RNA from Opisthorchis viverrini, 433 nucleotides. RefSeq lists its product as hypothetical. The transcript is spliced from 2 exons. The record is from RefSeq and is a predicted model, not a curated record. Lineage: Eukaryota; Metazoa; Platyhelminthes; Trematoda; Opisthorchiida; Opisthorchiidae. The annotation marks the transcript as partial.
AUGAAGAAAGCACUGCUUGCUUUGUUUUCGCUGAUCUGUUGGAUCGUUAUCUUGUCCAAUAACAUUCCUACCGUACGCGCAGAGUGUGUAUGUCUGCCAUCGCUUGCACCUUGUACAGUCAAUGCAGAUUGUGGAGGUGGUGUUGCUGUAUGCGCUAGCGAAUGUACGUCAAGUUCAUGCGUAUGCUUUACAAACAAUGCACCGUGCAAUGCGACCAUUCCUUGUGCCGCGACAAAUGUGUGCUAUUUACCUUGCCCACUGGUGACGACGACCGCGACCACCAUCGUCGCGACGACCACAGGAUUCCCCAGUUUCUUACUGCCUAAACUUCUUUUACUUCUGGACACAUUGUACGUUGCCACUUUGCUAAUGGCGAUCUACGUUUUACUUGUUUUGGCAAUAUUAGUUGCCUUUUACCUCCUUAAUUUCACCU